AUUGGCUCACUCAUGUCUUCUUUUUCUUCUGCCUUACGACACGACUUGAUUUCCCAUCAAUUAGCGGUCAACGCAGGGAGGGAGAGAAAGAUGAUGAUGAUGAUGAUGAUGAUGAUGAUGGUGAUGAGAGUUGAGAGUUGAGAGUUGGUCUUCGCAUUCGAAGCAGUCACUGUAAUAAAAUUGAGAACACAUCAUGUCAAAUUCCGCAGCUCUGGAAGCCUGUGAAAGGUGGAGACUCAGGGGAAAUGAAGCUUACAAACAAGAUGAUCUGUCCAGAGCUGAGGAAUGUUACACAAAGGGUGUGAAGUCUGUUCCUUGUAAUGACAUAUCAGAAUCCUUAUGCCUUGAGCCUCUUGUGCUGUGUUAUAGUAACCGUGCUGCCGUACGCAUGACUUGCAAAAGGUUUAGAGAUGCUUUAGGAGAUUGUCUGGUGGCUGCUACUCUAGAUCCUAACUUUCUCAAAGUUCGACUCCGGGCUGCAAAUUGUCAUCUUAUGCUGGGAGAAGUUGAAGAUGCGGUGCAAUAUUUCAACAAGUUCACGGAAUCUGGGGGUUAUCUAUGUUUGGAUCGAAAAGUUGUUUUAGAAGCUGCUGAUGGGCUACAAAAGGCUAAGAAAGUGGCCAAUUGUAUACAUCAAUGUGCUGAACUCUUGAAACAGAGAACUUCCGAUGCAGCAACUAAUGCGUUAGCAAUAAUUGAUGAUGUCUUAUCAAUAAGUUCGUACUCAGAGAAAUUACUUGAAAUGAAAGGGAAAGCUCUUCUUAUGCAGCUGCAGAAGUAUGAAGAGGUGAUUCAGUUGUGUGAGCGGACUCUUGGUUGUGCUGAAAAGAAUUUCCCCAUGGUAGGUGCUGGUAACAAUUUACCUAAAGGGAAUGGUUCUCAAUACAAUAAGCACCCGUCUGUAAGGCUGUGGAGGUGGCACCUCAUGUCCAGGUCCCACUUUCAAUUGGGGAGGCUGGAGGUGGCUCUCGAUUUAAUUAAGAAGCACGAGCAAUUGAGAUGCACUGAAGAGAAGUAUCAAAGCAAUAUUUUGGGUUCAUCCAUGCUAUUUGCUGCUACUAUACGCAAACUUUUACACUAUGAGAAAGCUGGGAAUGAAGCACUUCAUGCUGGAAGGCAUACGGAAGCAAUAGAGCAUUAUACUGCCGCUAUAUCAAGCAGUACUGAAUCACGUCUCUUUACGGCUAUCUGUUUCCGCAAGCGUGCUGCUGCCCGCCAAACUUUGGGCCAAAUUUCUGAUGCCAUUGCAGAUUGCAAUCUAGCGAUAGGUCUUGAUGGAAAUUACCUGAAG
Messenger RNA from Camellia sinensis, 1291 nucleotides. NCBI's taxonomy places the organism in Eukaryota, Viridiplantae, Streptophyta, Magnoliopsida, Ericales, Theaceae. The record is from RefSeq and is a predicted model, not a curated record.